AUGUCAGAUCGAGAGGACAGCGUUGAGGGCGCCCCCCCUACGAUUGAGCCAUAUGAGGUCCUUGGGCUUGAGCGCACCGCGACAGCAGACGACGUCAAGAAGGCCUAUCGCAAGGCGGCGCUAAAGCAUCAUCCAGACAAGGUUGCAGAUUCCGAGCGCGCCAAAGCCCACGAAACGUUCCAGUCUGUUGCAUUUGCCUACGCGGUGCUGUCAGACCCUGCCCGCAGGAAGCGAUACGACACAACCGGCUCCACGGCAGAGUCCAUUGUCGACUCGGAUGGCUUCAACUGGAGCGAGUUUUACCGCGAGCAGUUUAAAGACGCCAUUUCGACCGACGCGAUUGAAAAGUUUGCCAGCAAGUACAAGGGCUCCGACGAAGAAAAAGACGAUGUGCUGGUUGCUUACGAGCAGUGCGCCGGCGACAUGGACGCUCUUUUUGAGCACGUCAUCCUAAGCAGCGUCGUCGAGGACGAGGAGCGCUUCCGCGCCAUCAUCGACCAGGCGAUCAAGGAUGAGGACGUACCCGCGUUCAAGGUCUACACGAAGGAGCCCAAGCUGAAGCGCGCCGCCCGUCUGAAGCGCGCCCGCAGCGAGGCUGCCGAGGCUGAAGACUACGCCAAGGAGCUGGGUGUCCAUGACCAGAUAUUUGGCAGCAAAAAGGGAAAGAAGAACGACAAGGCUGGCUCGGAAGAUGCCUUGGCGGCCCUGAUCCAGCAGAGACAGCAGAAUCGCUCUGAGAGCUUCUUUGACCACCUCGAGGCCAAGUACGCGGCACCAAGCAAGGGAAAGAAGGGGAAGAAGAGAGAUGUAGAGGAGGAGCCGUCGGAAGAAGCUUUCCAAGCCGCCGCCGCCAAACUGAAGGGUGGUUCAAAGAAACGCCGUAAAUAA
Messenger RNA from Beauveria bassiana ARSEF 2860, 888 nucleotides. RefSeq names its product chaperone protein dnaJ 6. The coding region runs from base 1 to 888 and encodes 295 amino acids. NCBI's taxonomy places the organism in Eukaryota, Fungi, Ascomycota, Sordariomycetes, Hypocreales, Cordycipitaceae. Gene Ontology annotation, molecular function: heat shock protein binding. Gene Ontology annotation, cellular component: cytoplasm; nucleus. The transcript is spliced from 2 exons. The record is from RefSeq and is a predicted model, not a curated record.